Messenger RNA from Eruca vesicaria subsp. sativa (arugula), 3126 nucleotides. The record is from the annotation of a GenBank genome assembly. Lineage: Eukaryota; Viridiplantae; Streptophyta; Magnoliopsida; Brassicales; Brassicaceae.
AACGAUGCAUCUUUUAUUUCCGUGCCCAUAGAGAAUUAAAAAAGGAAAACGGAAAAAAAAAAAAAUUGACUUUUUGUAUUAAGUUAAAGUGCAGAUUUUGAGAACUCUAAUAUUUUUUUCUAAGAAUUGUUUAAAUCUUAUCAGCUAAACUCUCAAGCUGGAAUCUAGGGGUCUGGAUAGAAUCAUCGUUGGUUCCAACGCGCAACUGCAAAAGAAAAAAUGGGGAGUGUUAGUUUGGAGCAUUAUAGUCUGAUGGAGAGGUCUCAAACUUAUUUUCGUGAUUUGUGGUCGACCAAGAAGAAGAGAAGUGUUAGAUUAUUCAAGUCCAAAGAGGCCUGCAAGAGCUCGAGGCCUGCGAUUUUGAGAGUCUAUUGUCGGAAAAGGAAGCAUUCGACAGCCUUGGAAAGCAAUGCUGCCAAAAGAAGCAGAGUUGAAGCUGUUCCUAAGGAGGUGGAGCAACAACACUCUCAUCAUGAUGAAAUCAUGUAUAGUGAUUGGAUUACUAAGCGGAGGAUCACUGUGGAAAAUAGGGGUGAUAAGGGUUAUGAAGAUCAGAGUUCUGGAAGAUUCGCUAGUAAAAGGAAGAGACGACCUGAAGCAGAACACAAAGAAGAUAAGAAAUGGGAAGAAGAAGUUAAACUGGUUUCUAAGCUCGAGGCAACAUCAUCCCGAAGAAGGAGAGCUCCUGAAAAUGAAAAUGACACAGAUGUUACUUCUUCUCGGUCACGUUCGCCAGCUUCACAAGUAUCAGAUUCCCUUUUGAAAAAUGGCAGUCCUGAUGACUACCCAAGAAUCAAAAACACUUCAAAGGAGUCGAAGGAACGUCAUGCUAUUUGCCACCAGUGUUUGAAAGGGGAAAGGAUAACUCUUGUCAUCUGCAGUGAAUGUGAAGAUACCAUGUAUUGUCUUCAAUGUAUAAGGAAAUGGUAUCCACAGUUAUCUGAGGAUGAUGUCGUUGAUAAAUGUCCUUUCUGCCGCGAAAACUGUAACUGCAGCAGAUGCUUGCAUUUGAAUGGUUUAAUCAAGACAUCAAACAAGGAACUCUCAAGUUCUGAGAGACGCCAUCACCUCCAAUACUUGAUUGCAUUGAUGCUUCCAUUUCUGAAAAAAAUAUCUGAAUCCCAGAGUGAAGAGAUUGAAAUUGAGGCAAAGGUUCAAGGAAUACUGCCAUCUGAAGUUGAUGUAACUAGUGCAGUAAGCUAUUUUGAUGAACGUGUAUUCUGUAAUCAUUGUGCAACUUCAAUUGCUGACUUGCACCGGAGCUGCCCAAAGUGCUCUUACGAGCUUUGUUUAAACUGCUGUCAAGAGAUUCGUCAAGGAUUGAUCACUGAACGCCCUGAAAUUAAAUUGCAAUAUGUUGACAAAGGAUACAGGUAUAUGCAUGGUGACAUGGCGCCAAGCUUCUCCUCAGUAUCUGAGGAGCCAGAGGAGGAAGAAGCUAAACCAUCCGCUAAUUGGAAUCCCGGUUUUAACGGAAGCAUCACUUGUGCACCAAAAGAGCUAGGUGGUUGUGGUGAAUGUACGUUGGAGCUUAAGCGAAUCCUACCUCGGAAGAUGAUGUCAGACUUGGAACAAAAGGCUGAAACUCUCUUGGCAUCAUCAUACAUUAUAAGCCCUAGAGGGUUGAGCUGUAAGUGUUCUGCCUCGGAGACAGAUAUGAGAAGGAAAGCAGCUUCGAGGACGAGAUCAAGCGACAACUACUUGUUCUGUCCUGAUUCUCUUGAUGUCUUGAAGGAAGAAGAGAUUCUGCAUUUUCAAGAGCAUUGGGCAAAAGGUGAACCGGUUAUUGUCAGGAACGUUCUUGAUAACACACCUGGUUUAAGCUGGGAGCCGAUGGUUAUGUGGCGGGCUUUAUGCGAAAAUGCGGAUUCAUCAACAUCAACUUCUAAGAUUUCUCAAGUCAAAGCAAUUGAUUGUUUAUCUAAUUGUGAGGUGGAGGUCAAUGCUCGUGACUUCUUUCAAGGUUACAGAAAGGGAAGAUCAUAUGAAAACUUCUGGCCUGAGAUGUUGAAGCUAAAGGACUGGCCUCCUUCUGAUAAAUUUGAAGACCUUUUACCUCGUCACUGUGAUGAGUUCAUAUCUGCAUUACCAUUCCAAGAAUAUAGCGAUCCUAGAACCGGAGUUUUAAACAUUGCAGCAAUGCUUCCUGAAGGACUCAUCAAACCAGAUUUGGGUCCAAAAACUUACAUUGCCUAUGGGAUUCCAGAUGAGCUUGGUAGAGGCGAUUCCGUCACUAAGCUUCACUGUGAUAUGUCUGAUGCGGUUAAUAUACUGACGCAUACGUCUGAAGUAAUAUUAAGUCAAGAACAGAUAUCUGCUGUUAGAGAUAUAAAACAGAAACACAAGGAACAGAACAAGUUCGAAGAACAUGGCACUGGUAUUGCAUGUAGCCAAGAGGAAGAAGAACUGAACAUGCCAGAGAUUCUGAGCUAUGAAAAUAAUGAAACAGGAAGUGCUCUUUGGGACAUAUUUAGGAGAGAAGAUGUUCCUAAGUUAGAGGAGUAUCUGAGAAAGCAUUUUAAAGAGUUUAGACAUGCUUAUUGUUGUCCAGUCACAAAGGUUUAUCAUCCAAUACAUGACCAAUCAUUUUAUUUAACCGUUGAGCAUAAAAGAAAUCUCAAAGCGGAGUUUGGGAUCGAACCGUGGACUUUUGUGCAAAAUCUGGGAGAAGCUGUGUUUAUUCCUGCAGGUUGUCCUCAUCAAGUUCGGAAUCUGAAGUCAUGCACAAAAGUGGCAGUAGACUUUGUGUCACCAGAGAACAUCAGUGAGUGUCUGCGUCUGACGGAAGAGUUUCGCCAACUUCCCAAGAACCAUAAAGCCAGUGAGGACAAACUUGAGAUUAAGAAGAUGGUGAUCUAUGCGAUCGAGCAAGCUCUCAUAGAACUUGAGACGUUACCAGAAGAGAUCAAACCAAUACUACAAUAGUAAAAGGCAGCUUUUGUGUGACAUCUAUAAAGAGCUACCAUGUUGUUGUGUUACCUUCGCUGUGUAGGAUUCUCAGAUUCUCUAUAAACAUUUGGAUUUUUCGUCUUUGUUUUUAUGACAUUCAUUGGCUUUUCGGUGAUCCGAUAAGCGCAUAGACAUAGCUAAAUAUGAUUAUAUAAACUGGUUACCUUUUGGAAGCUA